Molecule: messenger RNA, 6724 nt
Organism: Prorocentrum cordatum
Lineage: Eukaryota; Dinophyceae; Prorocentrales; Prorocentraceae
Source: the annotation of a GenBank genome assembly
GCGGUGUCCGCCAGGCCAGCGGCCGCGAUGCGCACAGCCCUGGUGCCUGACACAACCACUGGCCACUGGGACGACCGCAGGACGCUGGGCACUUGCGCAGACACCGACGAUGGGGCCACAGAUUUGGUGGGCAACCCCUGCGCCGUCUACGGGGACAACCCCACCAAGUGCGAAUAUUAUUAUUACGACGAUGGCGAUUUCACAUCCUCGGACAUGUGCUGCGCCUGCGGCGGUGGACCGACGCCUGCUCCGCCACCGACGGCGGGGACUUGCGCAGACACCGACGAUGGGGCCACAGAUUUGAUGGGCAACCCCUGCGCCGUCUACGGGGACAACCCCACCGGGUGCGAAUAUUAUUAUUACGACGAUGGCGAUUUCACAUCCUCGGACAUGUGCUGCGCCUGCGGCGGUGGUCAGGAGCCGACGCCGACGCUUGCUCCACCACCGACGCCUGCUCCGCCACCGACGGCGGGCACUUGCGCAGACACCGACGAUGGGGCCACAGAUUUGGUGGGCGACCCCUGCGCCGUCUACGGGGACAACCCCACCAAGUGCGAAUAUUAUUAUUACGACGAUGGCGAUUUCACAUCCUCGGACAUGUGCUGCGCCUGCGGCGGUGGACCGACGCCUGCUCCGCCACCGACGGCGGGGACUUGCGCAGACACCGACGAUGGGGCCACAGAUUUGGUGGGCGACCCCUGCGCCGUCUACGGGGACAACCCCACCGGGUGCGAAUAUUAUUAUUACGACGAUGGCGAUUUCACAUCCUCGGACAUGUGCUGCGCCUGCGGCGGUGGUCAGGAGCCGACGCCGACGCUUGCUCCACCACCGACGCCUGCUCCGCCACCGACGGCGGGCACUUGCGCAGACACCGACGAUGGGGCCACAGAUUUGGUGGGCGACCCUUGCGCCGUCUACGGGGACAACCCCACCAAGUGCGAAUAUUAUUAUUAUUACGACGAUGGCGAUUUCACAUCCUCGGACAUGUGCUGCGCCUGCGGCGGUGGACCGACGAGCCGACGCCGACGCUUGCUCCACCACCGACGCCUGCUCCGCCACCGACGGCGGGCACUUGCGCAGACACCGACGAUGGGGCCACAGAUUUGGUGGGCGACCCCUGCGCCGUCUACGGGGACAACCCCACCGGGUGCGAAUAUUAUUAUUACGACGAUGGCGAUUUCACAUCUUCGGACAUGUGCUGCGCCUGCGGCGGUGGUCAGGAGCCGACGCCGACGCCUGCUCCACCACCGACGCCUGCUCCGCCACCGACGGCGGGCACUUGCGCAGACACUGACGAUGGGGCCACAGAUUUGAUGGGCAACCCCUGCGCCGUCUACGGGGACAACCCCACCGGGUGCGAAUAUUAUUAUUACGACGAUGGCGAUUUCACAUCCUCGGACAUGUGCUGCGCCUGCGGCGGUGGUCAGGAGCCGACGCCGACGCCUGCUCCACCACCGACGCCUGCUCCGCCACCGACGGUGGCGUGCGUCAACACUCGCGACAAUACACCAUGGCUCAACGAUUGCGCUACUCAGAUCUCUUGGGGCGCAUCAUGCGCCAAUUACCUUAGCUGGGGGGACUGCGACUCUUCGUGCAAUCUAUGCGGCUGCAGCACGGCAUCGGGCACGAGCGCACAACAUUGCAGUGGCCAUGGGACAUGCUCUGCAUCUUGCACUGGGACGACCUGUUCUGAUGCUACGUGCGUCUGCGACGAGGGAUGGACAGGGGAAAAGUGCUCGCAGGGCACUUGCGCAGACACCGACAAUGGAGCCGAAAAUGUGUUCGGCCACUCUUGCGCUGCAUAUUGGUCAAACUCGGGGAUUUGCUCGUUAUUCGACGAUGUUGAUUUCACAUCGGGGGACAUGUGCUGCGCCUGUGGCGGGGGGGUGACGUCCCUGCCGACGCCAAGCCCUACACCAGCACCGACACCAGCUCCGACGCUUGCGCCUACACGUUCGCCAACAUCUGCUCCGACACCAGCACCGACUACGGCGCCAACGCCUGCGCCAACGGCAAGCCCUACACCAGUGCCGACACCAACUCCUACGGCGCCGACACUUGCUCCGACAUCAGCACCGACAUGCCCGCAGUCGACCUGCGAGUUCGCCCACAUGAUUUCGGACACGUCGGCUGGAGACCUCUUCUGCACGGAAGGGGUAGGGGGAUACAUCGGAGGCAGUAGUGCCCUUGACACCCUCGACGAGUGCCGGAGCUUGUGCCGGAGCAUGUGCGCCAACUUUGCAGUGUGGCGAACCGUUGGCAAUUUCUGCGGUUGCUGGAGCGUUUGCGAGCUGACGAGAGACGGCCCGGACUAUAGCGGCAGGCUGGUUUUCGCGUGCGAAGCUCCUGCACCGAGUCCAGCACCCACUCUGGCGCCAACGCCUGCGCCGACGCCAAGCCCUACACCAGCACCGACACCAGCUCCGACGCUUGCGCCUACACGUUCGCCAACAUCUGCUCCGACACCAGCACCGACUACGGCGCCAACGCCUGCGCCAACGGCAAGCCCUACACCAGUGCCGACACCAACUCCUACGGCGCCGACACUUGCUCCGACACCAGCACCGACAUGCCCGCAGUCGACCUGCGAGUUCGCCCACAUGAUUUCGGACACGUCGGCUGGAGACCUCUUCUGCACGGAAGGGGUAGGGGGAUACAUCGGAGGCAGUAGUGCCCUUGACACCCUCGACGAGUGCCGGAGCUUGUGCCGGAGCAUGUGCGCCAACUUUGCAGUGUGGCGAACCGUUGGCAAUUUCUGCGGUUGCUGGAGCGUUUGCGAGCUGACGAGAGACGGCCCGGACUAUAGCGGCAGGCUGGUUUUCGCGUGCGAAGCUCCUGCACCGAGUCCAGCACCCACUCUGGCGCCAACGCCUGCGCCGACGCCAAGCCCUACACCAGCACCGACACCAGCUCCGACGCUUGCGCCUACACGUUCGCCAACAUCUGCUCCGACACCAGCACCGACUACGGCGCCAACGCCUGUGCCGACGGCAAGCCCUACACCAGUGCCGACACCAACUCCUACGGCGCCGACACUAGUUCCGACACCAGCGCCGACACCAGCUCCGACGCCUGCGCCUACACUGUCGCUAACAUUUGCUCCGACACCAGCACCGACUACGGCGCCAACGCCUGCGCCGACGAUAAGCCCUACACCAGUGCCGACACCAGCUCCUACGCCGGCGCCGACACUUGCUCCGACACCAGCGCCGACACCAGCUCCGACGCUUGCGCCUACACUUUCGCCAACAUCUGCUCCGACACAAGCACCGACGAGGGCGCCAACGCUUUCGCCGACGCCAAGCCCUACACAAGCGCCGACACCACCUCCGACGCUUGCGCCUACACGUUCGCCAACAUCGGCGCCAACGCCUGCGCCGACGCCAAGCUCUACACCAGUGCCAACACCAGCUCCUCCGCCAGCGCCAACACUUGCUCUUACACCAGCUCCGACGCCUGCGCCUACAUUCUCGCCAACAUUUACUCCGACACCAGCACCGACUAUGGUUCCAACGCUUGCGCCGACGCCAAGCCCUACACCAGGGCUGACACCAGCUCCAACGCCUGCGCCAACACGUUCGGCAACGUUCGCGCCGACAACAGCACCGACUCCGGCGCCAACGCCAGGUUUGCCACCAACGACGGCGCCAGUAUCGACAGUUUUGACGUCACCAGUAGCAGCAGGUGAGACGGAAUUGCUUGUAGAAUCCACGGUGGGCUUCGGCGUUGGCGACAUCAUUUUGAUUCAGGGCGGAGGCAACAGCGAGACGGGAAUCAUUGCGAGCAUCGGGUCGAUUGUGUUGACCGUUGGUUUGACAAACAGCUACCUGGCUAACUCCACCGUCACAUUGUACCUCACCGCGGCAUCCACGAGUUCCGCCACAUCAAGCACCACAGUGAGUUCAACCAGCGAGAGGUUCGGCGGGAGUUCCAGCACGACUGUGAGCACAGAAAGCGAGAGUUCCAGCACAACGGCUUCCUCGACCACAGGAAGUUCCACCACCGUGAGCACGACCAGUGGGAGUUCCAGCACGACUGCGAGCACAACCAGCGAAAGUUCCAGCACGACGGUGUCUUCAGCCACUGGAAGCUCAACCACAGUGAGCACGAGCAGUGACAACUCCAGCACGACGGUGUCCUCGACCACUGGAAGCUCAACCAUUGUGAGCACUGCCAGCGUCAGUUCCAGCACGACUGUGAGCACAGAGAGCGAGAGUUCCAACACAACGGCGUCCUCGACCACAGCAAGCUCAACCAGUGUGAGUACAAGAAGCGGGAGUUCCAGCACGACUGUGAGCACAGAGAGCGAGAGUUCCAGCACGACGUCGUCCUCGACCACAGGAAGUUCGACCAGUGUGAGCACAAGCAGUGGGAGUUCCAGCACGACUGUGAGCACAGAAAGCGAGAGUUCCAGCACAACGGCGUCCUCGACUACAGGAAGUUCCACUACCGUGAGCACGACCAGCGGGAGUUCCAGCACCACAGCGUCCUCGACCACAGGAAGUUCGAUCACCGUGAGCACGACCAGCGGGAGUUCCAGCACGACUGUGAGCACAGAGAGCGAGAGUUCCAGCACAACAGCGUCCUCGACCACAGGAAGCUCAACCAGUGUGAGCACAAGCAGUGGGAGUUCCAGCACGACUGUGAGCACAGAAAGCGAGAGUUCCAGCACAACGGCGUCCUCGACUACAGGAAGUUCCACUACCGUGAGCACGACCAGCGGGAGUUCCAGCACCACAGCGUCCUCGACCACAGGAAGUUCGAUCACCGUGAGCACGACCAGCGGGAGUUCCAGCACGACUGUGAUUCCACCAGCGUGAGCACGACCAGUGGGAGUUCCAGCACGACUGUGAGCACAGAAAGCGAGAGUUCCAGCACAACGGCGUCCUCGACCACAGGAAGCUCAACCAGUGUGAGUACAAGCAGCGGGAGUUCCAGCACGACUGUGAGCACAACCAGCGAAAGUUCCAGCACGACGGCGUCUUCAGCCACCAGAAGCUCAACCACAGUGAGCACGAGCAGUGACAGCUCCAGCACGACGGUGUCCCCGACCACUGGAAGCUCAACCACCGUGAGUACUGCCAGCGUCAGUUCCAGCACGACGGUGUCCUCGACCACUGGGAGUUCCAGCACGGCGACUACGGAGUCCAGCACGACGGAGUCCAGCUCUUCGGUGACGACAGUGACUACUGUUGUCUUCGACGUGUGGACGCAAGGCGAAUGCGAUAGGUGGAUAUACUAUAUCGAGGGCUGCACGCUGGCCGCCCACGAGCUCAAUCUGAGCACCGUCGAAGCCGAGGACGAUGGCCAGAGUGGAGGGUGGACCGACCCACCUUACUGCUACAUUGAGAACUCCGUCCUCAAAUUCAACUCCGACGGAACCAACAGGGGCGCGUGCAGCAAGAGAGACCAGUGCAUCUGCGCUUCUGUGUCCCCCACCUACACUGUCACGUCGGAGACUUCCACCACACGCACCGGGCACGUCCCUCCCACGGGAUCUCCGACGUUCAUGCCCACGCCAGCUCCCACAGUGCCAUGCUUCGACGUCAACGUGACGGAGAACGUGACGGAUUCGCACAAGUGGUACGACACCACGGGGCCCGCGUACGAUUGCGAUUGGUAUGCAGCAAUGGACUGCCCAGCGGACGCCUCGCUGUACAGCAACUUUGGGCACUCCGCGCAGGAGGCGUGCUGCGUGUGCGGCGGAGGGCAAGCGGAGCCGAGCGAGAAGGUGUCGCUCGGGGUGACGGUGCAGGGAGUGGAUUUCUCCCUACUGUCGCAGGACCAGGAGACCCAGGAUGCGCUCGAAAAUUCCAUAAAAGCUGUGGUUGCCACGGCAGCGGGCGUUGAUAUUGACGAUGUGGAGGUGGAGUUCUUUGAAGGAUCUUAGCCUGCCGUCGCAACUUCGCCGCUGCCCGCGUGCAUUGUACCCCAGGUUUUGUCGCCGCAACUCAACGGCGGCUCCCAGCAGGCACACAAGCGACAGCGUCGUCGACGAAAUAGCGCUCAUUAUUGCCAUCGGCCGCAGCAGCAAAGAUGAGGUCGCGACCGCGUCGACCCGUCAGGUGCAUGGUGAGCGUUCAUUGUGAAUCAACGUUGGAUGCAUGUAUGACAACUUUGGUGAGCAUUGAAGUAUUCGUUGCAUCAGCUAUGAACCAAUGUGUUAUCAACUAUUUACCCAUUGCCGAGCAUGACAACAACUAUGUAUCAACUUCGUAUGCAAACGUUGUAUGUUUCAUUGUUCAGCACUCAUGGUGAAGUCAGGUGCAUGUAUGUCAACUUUUCCCGCUGGUCUGCCCACGAUGCGGGUAGAUGUUUCCAGACGCCAAGCCUUCGAGGGACCGAAAGUGGUUCAGGUCGAAUGCUCUACAGUGGCCGUUUCGCCUCCUCCUUCUCUUCCUCCCCCUCCUCCUCAUCAUCCUCCCCCUCCUCCUUAAACACUUUUGCUCAGCCGAAUCAUCUCCCCCUCCCCCUCCUCCUAUCCCUGUUUCCUGAUAUGGUGUGCAAUCUCGCUUGCGCCGCCCGAAAGCGGCUUCGUUCUGUAGCAGAGCUGCGUGCGACCGCACGGGCUCGGCUGCGCUGGGCAGCACGGCGCGGAAGCCCGACCGGAUCCGUUGCCGUCCGUUGUUGUUGUUGUUGCCGCCGCCGCCCUGUCGGGAUCUGAGUUGGUCGUCCCGCCGGCGUCGGUCGUUUCUGGGUCUGCUUGCUCCUGAAGAAAACAGAA